UGUCACAUCCAACUCAUUCCCGUGACAAUUCAAAAUUCCGUUGAAAAUGUCCAAAAAAUCAAAUGCAGUCCUAACAGCAAACCAAAAUUCGAACGAUCACACCGGCAGCCUGACUGUGAAGCAGCAGUCGCCAGGGGCGGCCAAAGGGGGCCGGUUCAAGGGGGCCUCGGCGUCGGAGAACAGCAUCAAGGGCACCUCGGGGAAAAGUGAUCGUAAAGGGGGCAUCAGGCAGAAGAUCGUCAGCAAAGUGAAGUCGUGGAGCAGCAGGGAAAAAUACGCUUUGGACGAUAGCAUCGAGUUGGAAACGAACCUAGCGCAUACUUUUCGUGAAAUAGGAGCCGGUGGUACAGGACAAGAUAACGACGACGGAGAAACGGUGGCCGAUUCGAACCUAUCCAGAGCGAAAGACAGCCUAGAAAACCUGAAAGAUGAACGAAACGUACCGAACGAUGAAUGGCGUUCCAAAUCCUGCCCUUCGACAUCAAAAAAUUCCCCCGAAUCGCCGAAAUCAUCGCCCGUUCUUCACUCCGGCGGCGCUAAGCCCGGAGGGCGAUCCCUAUUCUGGGACCCGUUCGAGAAGAAAACGCGCAAAAACUGGGACACGAAUCGCAAAAAGAAAAAAUACUUGGAACCGCCAAAAAAAGAGAUCGCUUCGAUGCCGAUUGAGGGUAAAUCGUGUCUAAUAAAAAAGGAGAAACCUGAAACGACUGCAACAUCGAACGAAAACGAUACCGUUGAAGAAGAGUGUCCGUACAAGUACAAAUAUUUUCCGAAAAACAGCAAAUCAGUAGAGUUUACUCAGGAAGUGUUCGUGGUGUAUUUCAACGGCGAGGAGGUCGUGCACGAGUCUAAGGAACCCUUGAAGAAGGACGAGGAACAACAGGAGAGGAACAAGGAGAUGAGGCAAGGACACAUCUUCAAAGCGAGGGAUACCAAGUACAAUCUGUGCCUUUAUUGAGUAAAAAAGUGUGGCGAUGUAUGUGCAGUCCUCCAACGUGAAUAUGUAUUAUCGUGUUGUUUAUUUAUAUAAUAUAAUGCAAAUAUAUGCGAUCCAAUUA
Messenger RNA from Acanthoscelides obtectus, 1058 nucleotides. Lineage: Eukaryota; Metazoa; Arthropoda; Insecta; Coleoptera; Chrysomelidae. The record is from the annotation of a GenBank genome assembly.